Molecule: messenger RNA, 1460 nt
Organism: Aspergillus heteromorphus CBS 117.55
Lineage: Eukaryota; Fungi; Ascomycota; Eurotiomycetes; Eurotiales; Aspergillaceae
Product: alkene reductase
Exons: 2
Coding region: 133-1293 (386 amino acids)
Molecular function (GO): NADPH dehydrogenase activity; FMN binding
Source: RefSeq, a predicted model, not a curated record
UGGACAUGGAUGGACAUGGAGGACGCCAUACCGAGGGGAAAUAUCGCCCGUCGAUCCAAUCGGGGCCGACUACAAAUAUCCCUCCCAGCCAGAGCCAUCCCUCAACCCGAACCCUAACCGGAAACAUUCAGUAUGGGCUCCAUCACCACCACUGACGCGCUCUUCCAGCCCCUCCGCCUGGGGGCCCUGGCCCUCUCCCACCGGGUCAUCCAGGCCCCUUGCACCCGGAUGCGUGCGACCAAGGAAUCCGACGGGGUGUUUGUCCCCAAUGCGCUGAUGGUCGAGUACUACGCCCAGCGCGCCUCGUCGGGGGGUCUGCUGGUCACUGAAGCCACCCCCAUUAGUCGCUACGCAGCCGGCUACCCCGGGGUGCCCGGCAUCUUCACUCCCUCCCAGAUCGCCGGCUGGAAGGCCGUGACAGACGCGGUGCACGCCAAGGGGGGUCUCAUGGUGUGCCAGCUGUGGCACGUCGGGCGCGCGACGGUGCCCUCCUUCCUGGGCGGCCGACAAGCCCUGGCCGCCAGCGACAUCCCCAUCAGCGGCGACGCCAUGGACGGGACCACCUACGCAUCCUCGCCUCCACGUCCGAUGACCAUCACCGAGAUCCAAGACACCGUGCAGGACUACGCCGCGGCGGCCCAACGCGCCCGCGAAGCCGGGUUCGACGGGGUAGAGAUCCACGCAGCGAACGGCUACCUGCUGGACCAGUUCCUGCACGACAACGUCAACACGCGCACCGACGAGUACGGCGGCAGCGUGGCCAACCGGGCGCGCAUCGUCAUCGAGACCAUCAAAGCCGUCAGCGGCGCCAUCGGGGCCGACCACGUCGGCAUCCGACUAUCACCCUACAACUUCUUCCAGGACACCCGCGACUCGGACCCGCAGGCGCACUGGGUCGAGAUCUGCCGGCUCCUCGCCGCGCUGCCCGAGUCUGUCCGACCGGUAUACGCGCACAUGAUCGAGCCGCGAUUCGACGAGGUGUUGGACGAGGCGGCCAAGAUGCAGUCCCUCCCGACGGGCAGCGUCAAGCCCACGCUGGAUAUCUUCCGGGCGCCGUUGAAGGCUGGGGGGAUUGCAUUGAUUGCAGCCGGCAACUUCGGACCGGAGAACUCGAGACCCAAGCUGGACGAGGACAAGGCGGAUGCGAUUGCCUUCGGACGCUGGUUCAUUGCGAACCCCGACCUGCCGAGACGGCUGAUGGAGGGCGUGUCGCUGGCCAAGUAUGAUCGCACGACGUUCUACGGGGCCGAUCCGGCGGAGAAGGGAUACACGGAUUACUCGUUCUACGAGUAGAGGGGUGUGAAGGAGGAACCCAGCCGACUGGAAAGGUGUCUGGGCACCAUGAUAGGUGUGAUGGAUAUGCAUUGUUGGAGGGAAGAACGUGUACAUAAGGUAUCAGCCAUAUCACCACGUCAGAUAACUCGCAUAGAUACAUACAUAGAGACAUAGCAGCUCAGCAG